AUGAGCGUAGCCCUCGUGACGAUGGAUUCUGCGUACGGUCUUCGACUGGGCCUCGGCGGCCACCAUCACCAUCAUCAUCACCAUCCUCAUAGGGUCCGUUCCCCGGAGAGUCACGUGGUCCCCCAUCAGGAGCAGCCACAAGAUCACAAGGAGGACAUCGAGACCCCGUUGCGAUUCAGUGUGGUUAAUAUUCUGCGACCAGAGUUCGGUCGGGAGGCGAUCUUGAACACGAAGACACCGAAACCGGCCGGUCUGGCGACUGGACAUCCGACGACGAUUCCAGUUCCGAUUCCACGACACAGUCCCCUUUCACUGCCGCGAGAUUUGAGCCUGUCCUCCAGCCGACUGUCGCCCUCGAGGCCUCAGACGGGCAGUUUUUCGGUGCACAGGGAUCGGGACUUGUUUUCUUCGCAUUGCGGACUGACUUCGCCCCUCCAGAGGAGCACCGGCCUUAGCAGGAGUGGAAGUCUCGAGAGUCUAGCGAGCAGUAGAAGUUCUGUAACCGGAAGCUCCGUUACUGGAGCACCCUCACUGGGCUCCACGUCGUCUACCAUCAGCGGAGAUUCGUUGAGCGGAGACAGUAGCACGAGCAGCACGCCGAGCACAGGCUCCGGUCAACAGGCUUCGCUCAACGGACAGAGUCCUUGGCCUGCGUGGGUGUACUGUACCAGAUAUUCGGACAGGCCGUCUUCCGGACCACGAACGCGUCGGGUGAAACGAUCGCAGAGCAUCAGCAAAGCUACCACCCCAGAGGAGAAGAGACCGAGGACCGCGUUCAGCGCUGAACAAUUGGCCAGGCUGAAGCGUGAAUUCGCGGAGAAUCGAUAUCUCACGGAGAGAAGGAGGCAGCAGCUCUCGAGGGAUCUGGGCUUGAACGAAGCGCAGAUCAAGAUCUGGUUCCAGAACAAGAGGGCGAAAAUCAAGAAGGCCAGCGGACAGAAAAAUCCGCUCGCGCUUCAGCUGAUGGCUCAAGGACUGUACAAUCACUCGACGGUGCCCGUGGACGAGGACGGCGAGGAAAUCGUGACUGGCAGCAAUCAUCCGCAUUAA
Dufourea novaeangliae is the source of this 1050-nucleotide messenger RNA. Its product is annotated as homeobox protein engrailed-1a-like. Gene Ontology annotation, biological process: multicellular organism development; regulation of transcription by RNA polymerase II; neuron differentiation. Gene Ontology annotation, molecular function: RNA polymerase II cis-regulatory region sequence-specific DNA binding; DNA-binding transcription factor activity, RNA polymerase II-specific. The transcript has 2 exons. The coding region runs from base 1 to 1050 and encodes 349 amino acids. The record is from RefSeq and is a predicted model, not a curated record. NCBI's taxonomy places the organism in Eukaryota, Metazoa, Arthropoda, Insecta, Hymenoptera, Halictidae. Gene Ontology annotation, cellular component: nucleus.